Crotalus tigris (Tiger rattlesnake) is the source of this 8053-nucleotide messenger RNA. It is a transcript of the gene TAOK2, whose product is annotated as TAO kinase 2. The transcript has 17 exons. The coding region runs from base 1101 to 5156 and encodes 1351 amino acids. Lineage: Eukaryota; Metazoa; Chordata; Lepidosauria; Squamata; Viperidae. Gene Ontology annotation, molecular function: protein kinase activity; ATP binding. The record is from RefSeq and is a predicted model, not a curated record. Gene Ontology annotation, biological process: protein phosphorylation.
CCUUCUACCUCUAAUUUGAAACUGAAUUCCAGGGCCUGCCUUAAAUUUCGGCCACUUUGGUGCAGCCAGGCAGCAACCAUCACAACAGGAAUCCUUCUAGAUGCUUUCUUGCCAGUAGUAUCACUGCCAAAGCUAGCUUUAUGCUUUGCCUUUUUUUCUUUAGAUUGUUCCCAGGGAAGCAACUGAACAAUGCAAGGAUUUCCUCUGACCAGCAUAACCCGCCUGCAAACUGUUGAUUUCCUUAUUUUUCAUUUCAGCCCCCUGGAUUCAGUCCAGCAACCACUGCCCAUCCCAGAGAGUGAACAGGAGGAACUCUGUGGUUGCUUCAAAUUGUGGGGUUGCAGCAAGGCUGUGGAUCUUAUUUUUUAGCUCACCUCAGUUGCUACCCAAUCAAAGGGGAAGGCUUGGUGUGAGAAACCUCCUAUCUAGGUGGCUGUGCAUUUCUGGGAUAAAUCUGUUUCUACGGUUUCAAUCUGUCGAGCAUUUGAUCUGCAUUGAUACCCUUAUGCUUCAUGCAUUAGAUAGUCAUAGUAGCAGUGUGGGGAUAGGCAGCUUGGAGACGUUUUAUUCUAGAAAAGAGACUGUUUUAUUGCAAAAUGUGUUGAGUAUUCCUGUUCUGAUAUUGCACUGUACAGUGAAGAGUGCAACAAGCUGGCUUCUGGGAAACUUUUGAUGCUGCUCACUUGUGCUACAAAUUAAAUUCUAUGGAUUUUCUGAGAAGCAAAUAAGCAAAAUGCUAAAUUUCUGAAGUGUAACUAACUAGAAAGGAGGAGGCAUUUUCCAGAAUUUACUCAUGGAUUAAAAUUAAGAUAUUGGAUCCUGAAUUGUGAUUGGACCAUCCUUAAUGGGAAUACUUACGAAAAUAUUUUGAAUGAACCAGACGUGAGAGAUACCAAUUCUGUGACAUUCAAGGCUGCAACUACAAUCCUUGUUAUUAAUAUCAACUGCUGGCAAGCAAGUUUUCUUGCUCAUGAAUCCCUGCCAGGCUUCUUCUGUUGGACAUUUUGGGAAUCUUAAGUUCUUCACCAUUGGACUGAGAACAAAAGGAACAGUCUAUUUGGAGAACAGAACAGUGACGUCCAGCCUCAUCCACGGCCGCCAUGCCGUCUAAUGCCCGGGCUGGCAGUUUGAAGGACCCUGAAGUGGCUGAGCUGUUCUUCAAGGAUGACCCUGAAAAGCUCUUUGUUGACCUGCGGGAGAUUGGUCAUGGCAGUUUUGGAGCUGUCUACUUUGCCAGAGACAUACGCAACAAUGAGGUGGUGGCUAUUAAGAAGAUGUCCUACAGUGGAAAGCAGUCUAAUGAGAAAUGGCAGGACAUUAUCAAGGAGGUGAAAUUUUUGCAAAAGCUACGACACCCAAACACAAUUGAAUACAAGGGCUGCUACUUACGGGAACAUACAGCAUGGCUGGUGAUGGAAUACUGCCUAGGCUCAGCCUCAGAUUUGCUGGAAGUGCACAAGAAGCCACUGCAGGAAGUAGAGAUUGCAGCCAUAACACAUGGUGCUCUGCAGGGACUUGCCUACCUGCAUUCACACAAUAUGAUCCACAGGGAUGUGAAAGCUGGGAAUAUCCUUCUGACUGAACCAGGACAAGUGAAGCUGGGGGACUUUGGCUCAGCUUCUAUAAUUGCUCCUGCUAACUCCUUUGUUGGCACCCCAUAUUGGAUGGCUCCCGAGGUGAUUCUAGCCAUGGAUGAGGGGCAGUAUGAUGGCAAGGUGGAUGUCUGGUCACUUGGCAUCACUUGCAUUGAACUUGCGGAGCGCAAACCACCCCUCUUUAACAUGAAUGCUAUGAGUGCCUUAUACCACAUCGCCCAGAAUGAUUCACCACUGCUGCAAUCUAGUCACUGGUCUGAAUAUUUCCGAAAUUUUGUGGAUUCAUGCCUACAGAAGAUCCCCCAGGACCGUCCAACCUCUGAUGUGCUGCUUAAGCAUCGCUUUCUCUUGAGGGAGCGACCCCAGACGGUUAUCAUGGACCUGAUUCAGAGGACCAAGGACGCAGUGAGGGAGCUUGACAAUCUGCAGUACCGCAAGAUGAAGAAAAUCCUCUUCCAGGAGGCUCAGAAUGGUCCAAACGCAGAGGCACCAGAAGAGGAAGAGGAAGUAGAGCAGUUUCUUCACCGGACAGGAACCAUCAAUAGCAUGGAGAGCAGCCACUCGGUACCCAGUAUGUCCAUUAGUGCCAGCAGUCAGAGCAGCAGCGUUAACAGCCUGGCUGACGCCUCAGAUGAUGAUGACGGGGCUGAGAUUGCCAUGAUGCAGGAAGGCGAGCACACCGUCACCUCCAAUAGCUCCGUCAUUCACCGUCUGCCGGGCCAUGACAAUCUGUACGAUGAUCCCUACCAGCCGGAAAUGGAGCCCCAGAGCUCAUCGUCAGCCGCCCGACGUCGUGCCUACUGCCGUAACCGAGAUCACUUUGCCACCAUUCGUACAGCUUCUCUGGUGACUCGCCAAAUCCAGGAGCAUGAGCAAGACUCAGCACUGCGGGAUCAGAUGAGUGGCUACAAACGGAUGCGGCGUCAACAUCAGAAACAGUUGCUGGCUUUGGAGAACAAACUGCGGGCUGAACUGGAUGAGCACCAGCUGCGUCUCGACAAAGAGCUUGAGGCCCACCGCAACAACUUUUCAGCUGAAGCUGAAAAACUGGCCAAGAAGCAUCAGGCUAUUUUUGAGAAAGAGGCAAAAGCUGCCCUGGCUGAAGAGAAAAAAUUUCAGCAACAUAUCUUGGGUCAACAGAAGAAGGAGUUGGGCAACUUACUUGAAUCACAGAAGCGCCAAUAUAAAUUACGGAAGGAGCAGCUGAAAGAGGAGCUGCAGGAGAAUCAGAGCACACCCAAGCGGGAAAAGCAGGAAUGGUUGCUGAGACAAAAAGAGAAUAUGCAACACUAUCAGGCUGAAGAAGAGGCCAACCUUUUGCGGCGCCAGCGGCAAUACUUUGAGCUACAAUGCCGCCAGUACAAACGCAAGAUGCUACUGGCACGCCAUAACUUGGACCAAGAUUUGCUGCGGGAGGAACUGAACAAGAAACAAACACAGAAGGACCUGGAGUGUGCCAUGUUGCUGCGCCAGCAUGAGUCCACCCAGGAGUUGGAAUUUCGUCACCUUCAUACUGUCCAGCGUACCCGCACAGAGCUUACCCGUCUGCAACACCAAACUGAGCUGUCAAACCAGCUGGAAUACAAUAAACGUCGUGAACAGGAACUGCGCCAGAAGCAUGCCAUGGAGGUCCGGCAACAGCCUAAAAGCCUCAAAGUAGGUGCUACCUACACUCCGCCUUGCUGCCAGUUGUGCCCAGAAGGGCAGGUUGUGGGAAUUCUGGAGUCAGGGCAGGGGCACUUGGGGGUGACAGAAAUGGACAGAUAUGAGGCUGAAAGUCUAGACUUUGGACAGGACCUUUUGGGUGGGUGUGAUCCUUGUGACAGUGUGGCGGGGGAUCAUGAGCAUCUGGCAGAUUUGAAAUACAUGCCCAUUGAGUAUCUAGAUCCCAAAGGAUGUCAGUUGGACGUCCUGGAAUCAGAUUGUGUUUGUGAUGAUCCAGGUGAUGGCACACAUGUUGGAGAGGUUUUGGACUCAACUCAGGGCGAAGCUGAGGGAGUAAAUGUGGGAAGAAAAUAUCCAGACCUUUUAGGGAAGUAUACACAUGCAAAGAACAUUUUUAAGCCUGAGCUAGACAGUCACGAACAGGUGGUCCAGGAAAGCAAUCAAGAGGAGGAAACUUCAGAGCUGGAAGCAGUGCAUGUUGGGUCUCAUGUCCAAGAGUGGUCACAGAAGGGUGUUCUAGGCUUGAGGGAUCAAGGCGUAGAGCCUUUGAUGUCAGAAAUGAGAGAUUGCGGAGAGGCGAAGCCAGAUUGGCCCUACAUGGCAGAUAUAAUUCCAGAUGAGCAGGAAGCAGCAAUUUUGGAGGAAAGACAGGAGUGUCUGGGGCUUGAUGGGGAGGAUCACGAUGUCUUAGGUUCAAGCAGCAAAGAGUGGAAUUUAGACUAUUCUAUGGCAAGCCUAAAACAGCAAGAAGUAUAUAGCAAGGGAGUUACCGAUGUAGGUCUCCACCAGACAUUUCUUGGAGAGCUAGAUGGCUGCAGAGACGCUUCUGAGGCUCUGCUGCCAAUCUGGGGGCGACCAGGUGCUCCCAAGCCUGAUGGCCAAGAAGCCGAUGAUGAGCUAGAACCAUUUCUGUGCACAGAGGAUUUGUACACUCCGUCUCUCCCCACUAUCCUUGAGGAGGGGUCCUUGAGAGGAUCAGGUGAUGGCUGCCCAGCCAGUGACGAUCCUUACAGUCAACAGGGGGCUGGCAAGUCCCAUCCAGGGGCCUCUCCUGUGGCAACCUUUCUGCCCCAUGUUCUCUGUGUGGCUUUGGCCUUGUUGGUCUCUGCAUAUCCUUGUGCCCCCACUCUCUUGCUUUUGCUCGCUGCUCUCUGGGCCCAGGGGGGGAGUUUUCAAGAUAUCCUCCUGGCCCUUGAAGGAUUCUUAGUGGGCCUGGGGGUUACAUACACCCUGUUGCAUUCUGUUUUUCUUCUCUCAGGGUCCUCCUUUCUUCUUCUUAUCAAGUUGGGGGGUACGGUGGGCGUGGUAGGGUUGAGUGCCAACAGGGGGCGCCUAUAUGUUCCGGUCAUUCUUUUGGCCUCCUACCUCUUAGCUUCUCCCUGGGUUUUCCUGCCCCUUUAUCUCCUUGGGGCCCUGGCCAGGCGCACCCUAAAGGGAUUCCCCCGCCACGCCCGUCGGUUUUUGCUCUUGGCUCUCCUGCAUUUCCCACGCCCAGUUUUCCGCAUCCUGCAGCGCCUAGGGCUGGUUAGCGAACAGGGGCUCUUCCGCCUCUUUCCCAAAACAAACAAAGGCAACUUCCGGAGUCGUAUCCCAGUGCUAUCCCGCCAGCGGCAGCCAUCCCUCCCUUGGCACCACUGGAUUCUCUCUCUCCUUGCCAAACCAAUCCGUACCCUCAACAGGAUUCUCACCAAGGUAAUCUGCGCUCAGCUGCCCCCUUCCAUGCUUCACUGCCUCAAGGGCUUAUAUGUCUUGAGGGAGGAAAGGCCCAGCCGUAUCCCCUGCUUGGUGGCCCGUGCGGCCAGGCCCGGAGUCCAUUCCAGCGGGCCAGUGAGACGGUUGACUAGAAGUAGUGGUCGUGUGCGCGAGUCCCACCCUGUCAGGAAGCCCUGGAGAUAACCGCCCUCAGUAUCUUGGGUUUCUAUACCUUGCCUAACAUUGUGAAACAAGCCAUUCCAGUUGAAUUGCUGCAUCCUGUCUCUUCCAUGCAAUAUUCGUGCCGUGGGCCAGCUUCUGGAACUCUGGGCAAUCAGACAGAAGCACUUUUUCAGUAUUUACUCUCAAAGCCAUUUUUUUUUCCUCCCUCCAAGGUUUGUUGAUGUUUCGCUGUCUUGUUACCAAGAGGCUCUGGGCAGGAUGUGUUUGGUAAAAGAAACUUUAAUAUGGGCAGAGAGGAAAACCAAACCUUGUGCAAGCUCUGAUUGUUUACAUAUAGGGGAUGGAUGGGGGGGGGGUUGUCUUGUGUUCAUUGUGUCAACGAGGAAAGAAUCACCUGAUCCCUUUUGAGUCAGCUAUUUGGGAGGGCCAAAUAUUUCCUAUUUCCAUCAUCUGGCAUAAGACGUUGAGCUCCAGGUUUGCCAAUCCUUACAAAUUCUUUCUCGUAACCCCUAUUUAAAAGAUCCAGUAAUAGCUGUUUUUUCCAUCUUCAGCAUCUCUUGCACAAUGCGGAAAUACAUACGUGCCUUCAUUUCAAGCCAUUUUUACCUUCUGAAAAGCUUUGAAUUCCAAUUCCUGCUAAAAUACAUUAAUUCUUCAUCUCCCACAGAGAAAAAGAAACCCCCUUUACAAUGAAAUGAAAAGUUGAGAAAUUAAACAUGUUUUGAAAACCCAAAUUUUUCAGCUCUUGAGUGUUUGCCUAGUUUUAAGUGAUUCUUUCGCCGUUCAUAUAUAUUUCCACCAUUGGUAUGUGUCUGUGUGCAUGUUUAUACACACACACACACACACACACACACACACACACACAUAUAUAUAUUUAUCAUUUUUCACCAUAUAUGUAACAAUCCCCCUUUUUAAAAGUUUGAACUUGAAUGUACAUAUUUGUAUUUGUGGGUAGGUUGGUAAGUUUUAUAUAUAUUUUUAUGGAGGGAGGAAAGGGGCGCUAAUACAAUUUUUAAACAAUACAAUUUGACUGAAAAUGGGAGAAAUUCAUAAAAUGACAGCUUAUUGCUAUAGAUUUUUUCACUUGAAACAAUAAUGGGCCAUCCAGUAGCUUUUUUUCCCCUUUUUUCUUUUUUUAAAUGAGAAACCACAUGCUGGCAUUUGAAGUGAAUGGCUUGGCAUUGAGGUGGUUUGCUUUAGCGUAGGCAGUUGCAUUUUGGUCAAAGAGAAGAAAAAUUACUAAAUAUGAAAUUUUAAGUUUCUGUACGAAUGUCUUCUGCAGCCAGGACAUAGGCAACCUCUUUAAAUUACAUAAAAAACAAAGUUGUUUUGUCUUUUAAUGCUUCCCCCAGCGUGGUUUGAGGCCUUAUAAAUAAGAGAGCAGCCUUUUCAUUUUUUUUUUAUUUAUUUUUUUACAAAACUGGAAACCUAGACCAUCUCUAAAGUGCAGGGACAGAUCUCAGAACUGUGAUGCUCCAUUUUUCUUAUCUUUGCCAGGGGCCAGAUAUGCCUUAUCUUCCAAGGAAUGGUGUGCCCCAUUUGGAGGAACUGCCUCAUAACAUCACAAACCCCUUUCCUUUACUUUUUAUACUUCUUUUAAACUUCGCUACCAUAUCAUUUUCAAGAAACAUUUCCUUAAGCUUUAAGGUGAAAGUGUUAACACACACAUACCUCAUUGGCUAGUAUGACAUGCUUGUCCCCCCCAAUCACCUGCGGCUUGCUCCUUAGUGACCAUGUCACAGUGGGAGGAGAGGCUUAUUUUUUACAUCCAAUUAACAGCCAGACUAGAGAAUUCUGGAAAAACCAAAUACUUGUGCUGCUUUCCUGUAUGGAUCCACCUUUUUCCCUUUUUAAAAACUUUGAGCAGGUAAGCACUAUCACAACCUGUCCCUCUCUUCUGAUAAAUACCCUCUAGAUAUUUAUCUUAUAAAUGCAGUAUCUUGAUCCAUUUUAAUUGUGAAAUCCCCUGCAUUGGGAUGACUUGUCAAAGAAACGGGAAGCUGCUGUAUAAAAUUCCAGUUUAGUUUGCAUUUGUUGUUUUGUUGGUUAACUAGCUUUCAGAAGUUUUAUUUAUUUGGUAGGGAAUAAAACAAAAGCUCAGUUAAUUCUAUAUAAACAUAUAAUCACAGAAUCAAUAUUUUUUUAACUCACUCAGGAUGUUUAUGCGACUGACCACAAAGAGAUUUUGGGAAUAAAUCCCAUUUGUUUCAAUAGCAGUUAAUUAAGAAAAUUGGCUUUGCCGUGGCUAAGAUUUUUGUCUUUUUGAGUUCUUCAUCAACUGCAGGUAACACCAAGUUUUCUAGAGUUAAAUCAGUUUGAAACAGUCUUCAUUUCUAUUUAUUUUGGUAGCGUAAUUUUAGAACGGUUACUUCUAAGCAUUUCUAUGUAUUUUUUCAGUUUCUUAUAUCCAUUCAGGUUCUAGCUAGUCCAGUUCCCUUCUCCCAAUUUGCAAUCUCGCCCAUUUCAGAUUAUCCUAAGUUAGAUAUAAUUCCAUGUUCACUGAUUCUGGCUUUUGGUCCCAUGUUUGCAUAAAGCACAUACCUUGCAUUUCUCCCUUUUUUGGUUCAUCUGUGAUUUUUUUAAUUUAUUCCAAUUUUGCAUCAUCCAUGGAUUUGUGUAUUUUUUUAGCAUUCCUCUUAACCUUUAUUUUUUUUGGCCAAACUUGUUUUCAUUAAUCUAGAUUCUAUUUUGUCCAUUUUAAUAAUGUAUUUUGUAUUCCCAUUUUUUCUGUGUUUGAACUAUGUUUUUUUUUCUCUAUCUUCACCAUUUUAAAAAACUAUGUUAAAUAUUUUUAAUUUAUUUCUCCCAUUUUGUGUGGGGGGACAUUCUUCUGUGGUUUAUUUAUUUCUCCCUUCCCUGUUGUGGAUGCAUGUGAAAUUUUGAAGGAAAAAGAAAUAAAAAUUCUGCACCACAAGUCA